AUUUACAAUGAACGUGUUCACAUCUUAACAUCUUCCUCAAACUCAAGUUGGUUUCACCUCAAACUCAAGGUGGUUUCGAUGAAAUCAACUUCAGUUUGGAAAGAGAAGUACAAAGCGUCCAGUAAAAUGAGCCUUGGUGAAAAGGUCUGUCGGUUUAUCAGCGGAGCCAAUGAAAACCAAAUGAAUAGUUCCUUGUGCAACAUGAUGGCCAAUAAAGUGACAAUCAAACUCAAUGUGUUUAGUGAGUUCAUGGAAGACAUCAUUAUGAGCAAUCUGCAUGGCACUUUGAUUGUCAAAAUAAGAUUAGUAGCAGGCGGUUGAGGAACACCCAUAUCUUCUAGUGACCAAUGUAAGUUAAGUAACUCUGAUGUGGUGUCUCCAAGUGCUCGAUAUUUGGCCUCUGUGCUAGAAUGUGAUGGAACUGUCUGUUUCUUGCUAUGCCAAGAGAUUAAGGAAUCACCAAGAAAAAGACAAUAACCAGUAGUUGAUUUA
Messenger RNA from Rubroshorea leprosula, 492 nucleotides. The record is from the annotation of a GenBank genome assembly. Lineage: Eukaryota; Viridiplantae; Streptophyta; Magnoliopsida; Malvales; Dipterocarpaceae.